Molecule: messenger RNA, 3403 nt
Organism: Aspergillus candidus
Lineage: Eukaryota; Fungi; Ascomycota; Eurotiomycetes; Eurotiales; Aspergillaceae
Product: putative mucin family signaling protein Msb2
Exons: 1
Coding region: 563-3025 (820 amino acids)
Biological process (GO): establishment of cell polarity; osmosensory signaling pathway via Sho1 osmosensor; signal transduction involved in filamentous growth
Cellular component (GO): site of polarized growth; cell surface; extracellular region
Molecular function (GO): osmosensor activity
Source: RefSeq, a predicted model, not a curated record
CCCCCCAACCCUUCCCUUCCUUUCUUUUAAUCUAUUUUUUAUUUUUUAUUUUAUUUCUUAUCUGACAGCCAGGUCUUCAGAUCCCUUCACUCCUUACUGCAAUCUAUACAUUCGUUUCUUCAAAGGGGUUCCGUUGGUUUACCACGUCCCCUGCCGCUCUUUCAUUGUUUAUUGCACUCUUCCCCAGAACUUUUACCUUCGCGUCUCCACCUCAAGUCCUCUCGAUUCGUCGCGAUCGCCUCUUAAACUUGUUCGAAUAAUUUUCCGACGAUCGUCUACCAGUCAUCCCCCGGGUGCUGAAAGUGGAAACAAGAGCCAACCGCUAGGCUGGGACGUGCAUAUCCACAAACCGCCUCGCCAGUAUCACCUUGCCUCCUCUAUUUGCCAACCACCGGAUCCAUGCAAUCGCGAGUUCGAUAGUCAACGGUUACAUUUGAACGGUUAAGUCUCGUUACGGGGAAAUUUUUGAGUCUUCAGACGGAGCCUUCGCGCCAUCCACUCUUUCUUGUUGACUGAUUGUUCUUCCCUCUACCUCCGUCGACGGACGUUUGAUACACCCAUCAUGGUCGCGUCCGUCGCCUCUUUUCUCGCGGCCUUCCUGUCCGUGGGGGGUCUGGAGCUGGUUGCCGCCCAGCAGCCAGCGGACUCCCACGCCAUGAAGCGUCGAUUCGUCCCCAAACACAUGAAGCGAUAUAUCAACUACCAGAGAUCGGAGGAUGGAAAGCCGCUGGACGAUUUCCUGGACAAGGCCGACCUGGGCACCAAGACCACCCUCCCGGCCGUCGUCGUCACCCUGUCCAUCGACAAGGAAGGCAAGACGCACACCAUCUCCGGUCCCCUGCCCGCGGGCGCCACCAUCGCCUCGGCCACCACCAAUGUGGUCACCAUCACCGGACCGGGGGCGGCCCCCGCCGCACCCACGUCCCACAAAGACACCGUUCCAGCCCCGUCCGAGAAAGAAGCCGCCCCCAACGAUUCCACGACGCACCACGCGCCGACGGCGAGCAAGGAGGGCCCCGAUGCCCCGGCGGCCUCCUCGUCGUCCCCGGCCACCGAGUCCAAGGACGGCGGCAUUCUGGACGAUGUCAAGAAUUUCUUCGGCGUCAGCAGUUCCACCGACUCCACCGAGGCCAGUAGCACGACGUCGGAUUCCAAACCCGCUCCCUCGUCCGAUUCCAAGGCUGCCGCCUCGUCCGAUUCCAAGCACGCCCCCUCGGACGCGUCCAGUGCGUCCGUCACCCCGACCCCCGAGUCGACGGAGGGCAGUUUCCUGGACGACGUGAAGAGCUUCUUUGGUGACACCAGUUCGACCGACUCCGCCAGCGCCACCAGUUCCGCGUCCGACUCCAAGCCCGCGUCCUCGGCCGCAUCCGGUUCGUCGAUCACCCCGACCGCGUCCUCGACUGACGGUGGCCUCCUGGAUGAUUUCAAGAGCUUCUUUGGCGACUCCAGCUCGACGGGUUCGCCGAGUUCCGGGACCCCUCCCGCGCUCCCACUGUCGUCGACGGCGGACGCGAGCACGACCAAGGCGCCAUCGACCUCGACCCCAGGGGCGUCGUCCUCCAAGAGCACGACCAAUCUGUUGGACGCGUUCACCGACCUGUUCAACCCUGACACGCCGUCCUCGUCGGCCACCCACGCGCCCUCGGCCAAUGCCUCGACCUCGGGCCUGUCGGCCACCCCCACCAGCGUCCCGCUGCCGUCCACCUCCACCGGACUCUUCAACCUGCCGAGCGAAAUGAGCUCGCUGCUGGGAUGGACAUCGGGUUUGGAAUCGUCCGCUCCCCAGAGCACCCUCCCCCCCGGCGCCGCGACCUCGAGCGCUCUGUUCCCCGGUGCGUCCAGCGGGUCCACGGGAUCCGCGCCGUUUACCUUGAUCAACCCGAGUGUUCCGACCACCACCCCCGGUGGUGCUUCCUCGACGGAGAAUGCCGGUGCGCAUGGAUCGACCACCGGGGGCUCGACCGCCCCUCCCACGGCUAAGCCCACGGGGAAGCCCACCAGCCCGGGGUCCCCGACGAGUGCCCCGUCCACCGCUCCGCCGACGCACUUGCCGUCGUCGACGAGCACGGAGACUCCGACCCCGACCCCCGAAACCACCGAAACCUCCACGCCGCCGCCGGAGACCACUGAAGCCCCGACGCCCACCUCGAACCCCGAUGACUGGGUCGACAAUACCAUCAUCUUCGAGACUCAGACCCACGUGGUGCCGGACCCGUCGGCCACGCAGACCACCAGCGAGAGCACCAGCCAGCCGACUGCGCUCCCCGGAUCGAUCACGCCGCCGACGUUUGGCAACAUCCCGGAGAACUCGACCCUGAUCCAGCUGGGGUUCACGCGCGAGCUGUCGUACGACUUCGUGGCGACCCACACCAUGUCCUCAUCGCAGAUCUUCCGCUACAUCCCACUCGGCCUGCAACACGCUCUGCGACUGGCAGCGGACCAGGUGGCCAUGUUCGCGAUCCAGCCGUACGGCAACGAAUCGCGCGAUGGCUACCUGACCACGCUCGCGAUGGCUUAUGUCCCCUGGGACCAGAUCGACACCCUGCGGAAGUACCUCCACAACCCCAUCUCCCCGCUCUACGAGCAGCCGUCGGAAUCCGAGAAGCGGCUGUUCUCGUUGAUCGACCCCUCCAUCCCCCUGCUGGUGAGCGGCGAACCCGCAGCCGGCGGCAGCAGCGGCGGCCAGUCGGGUUCCAGCAACGGCGGCAGUGAUGGCUCCGAUGGGGAUGACUCCCAGUCCGAUUCCGGAGAUGCCGGGACGAGCUCCAGCUCCUCCACAAAGGCCAGCUCCGUGGGCAUCGGCUGUGGUGUUGUGGCGGGUGCCGCAGCCUACGGUGCGGGCAUGUUCUGGUUGGCGCGUCGCUACCGCAAGAAGCGCCAGUUGCACCAGCGCUCGAGUUCGACCGUGGACCAGCAGAGCGAGGGUCGUGACGCGGCUGGGCGUCUUUCGCCCAACAGCCAGAGUAGCCGGGGACCGAUCAGUGCGCCGGUCAUGGCAGAGAAUUCACUGGGGUGGAACUAAGAUCCUCUGCCUGAAUUCAUUGACAUGAUAAAAAAAAGUGAAAAAAAAAAGAAAAGGAACAAGCAAGGGACGAAGACAGAAUGCCAACCGAGACAUGGAGCAUCGAUUGUUGUGGGUCCAUGAAACGCGCGGGUAGACCUGGAGACAGAACCGCGGGAUGAAUCUAGUUAAUCUCGACGCAUCUUCCACUGACUUCAUUUCUGAUUAUAUUCAAGCAUGAAUAUGAUCCCGUCCGGGGCGCGUGAUUUUGUCAUUUCUCCCAGAUGUUUCGUUCCAUCCAUCCUUUCUUCUUCAAUUCUUAUUCCCCCUAUGUUUUUGACUUUUCUUUUUUUUUUUUUUAUACAGCCAUUUUUCUUCUUCUCUCGACAUUUUUUAUUU